This is a messenger RNA of Heterostelium album PN500, 324 nucleotides long. RefSeq lists its product as uncharacterized. The coding region runs from base 1 to 324 and encodes 107 amino acids. The transcript has 4 exons. NCBI's taxonomy places the organism in Eukaryota, Evosea, Eumycetozoa, Acytosteliales, Acytosteliaceae. The record is from RefSeq and is a predicted model, not a curated record.
AUGAUAUCUAAAUUACUUAAAGAAAUGAAAUUUUCAAUCAUUUUGUUAAUAGUUGUUUUGACUGUUUUUGCCUAUUUUGCAUCUGCUGGCGACAUUAAACCAGCAUACUUCGAAACCGCCGAUGCUCAUGCUGAUUAUAACCCAACAUACAGUUUCCAUUUGGCCUCAGAAACAAUUUCAUUUUUUGAUGUCGCAAUUGAAGUUUGCGAUGCCAGCACAGGUUAUGUAGAAGAGCAUUUAGAUGAAGCAUGUGGUCCUUUCUUACCUGGAUGUCUUAGGUGUCCAUGGUCCGGUAGAUUAGUUAAAGAAAUUGGUCAUAAAUAA